This is a messenger RNA of Trypanosoma conorhini, 1488 nucleotides long. RefSeq lists its product as uncharacterized. The transcript has a single exon. The coding region runs from base 1 to 1488 and encodes 495 amino acids. Lineage: Eukaryota; Euglenozoa; Kinetoplastea; Trypanosomatida; Trypanosomatidae. The record is from RefSeq and is a predicted model, not a curated record.
AUGUAUGACGCGAACGCCGAGGGCAUCGGCUGCACCCGAGAGCAGCAGAUGCUGUUGAAGCUCAAAAACUUCCUCGGGUGGACGCCGGCAGUGAAGCUUGACGCCUCCGUUGACGCCUUCCUCCUCCGAUGUUUGUCUGCGGUCCAAUUUUCCGUUUCGGAGGCUGUGGCUCUGCUGAAGCAACGGCGUUCCUACGAGGUGAGUCUACCCUCACUGCACAUCACUGCCACGGUGCUGGAUGUGUUGCGCAGUGGGGCGGUCUCUGUCAUUGGCCAUGACGUGUUGGGUAGGCCAGUGCUGUACGUCACGACCCACCACAUCUCUCAGUUUGUGCUUGAGGCCCAAGACUUGCAGCGCCUCGUUGCGGUGGUAAUGGAGUACAUGCUGUCGUACUGCGUCCAGACACCGCCGCCUCUACCAAGUGGAACUGGGGGCUGUGACACGUUGUCAGAAGAACACCAGCAGCAGAUUAUUCUUUUAGUGAAUGAGGAGGCUUCAUCGUGGCAUACCAGCCAGGCAGCACUCGCCAACAUGAACGCCAUCCGCAGCGUCGUCUGUAAAUACUAUCCACGAUUUGUAGGGCUGGUGCUUGUCUUUCAGGCCUCAUUGGAUGUGCGGCAUGGAAUCGAAGCAGCCUUCGGUGACACUUUGGAGGAGUCAAAACGUCUGGUGCAGGUGGUCACACGAGGAAAUAUUCAAAAGUAUAUUGACCGCUCUGUUCUGACACUAGAAUUAGGGGGCAGCAACACGUCGGUUGCGGCGCCUGAUACGUUUACUGACGCCGUUCUUUCCCACUGGUUCAACGUGAGAAGUUACUUGGCUGUGGAGGACACCAGGACAAGGCCACUGUGGCAGCUUCCACCGCCGUUUGUGAACAUUGCUGACUGGAGCCGUCUCCAACGACGCACAGUGACCACCACAGUACCCCUCGAGGCACUCAGCGCAAGAGGCAGUCAGUUUGAUUGCACAUCCUGCACUUCCCGCCUUUCAAACGCCUUUCGUGGGGCCUCCGAGGAGGACGACGGCUUUUGCUCCGCCAUCUCCGAAGGGGAAGAUCUGACCCAGAACAACGGUGGCUUGUGCCUUACUCCCAGGAGCGUGUCCUUUGAUUUUGAUGCAAUCAACAAUGCAUCUUCAGCCACGCUGCUGCGGGAAUUAAGGAAGGAGCGGGAGCUUAGAAUAGCGGCCGAGCAACAGUUAAAGAAGAUGCGUCUCGGCAUCACACUUGAUUUGACAACGGCAACGGAGGUCGAACGAACCCUCACAUGUAUACACACGGAGUUGAACGUUCUUGUAGGAAAUGUUGUUGUCCGCGCAAAAGAGGCGGCCGCAAACGGCUCUCCCCCUACCCUUUUGCAGCUCCUCGACUUGACACUCUCGGCGUUAGAACUGGCAGGUCAUAGGGCCCAGCGUGUUCCGGCGAUGAAGGUUGCAAUGCCUGUGAGCCAAGCCCCGCCGCCUAGCACAUCCUGUUGUUGCAUGAUGUAA